Peniophora sp. CBMAI 1063 is the source of this 603-nucleotide messenger RNA. The record is from the annotation of a GenBank genome assembly. NCBI's taxonomy places the organism in Eukaryota, Fungi, Basidiomycota, Agaricomycetes, Russulales, Peniophoraceae.
AUGCUUGAGCCUGAGACCGACCCUCAGCCAGCCACGCUAAUCGGUAUCCGCGUGCCUCCGGCGGCCAUCAGCGCGUACAUGACUGCGCAUCAUCAAGCGAGCAACAGCGCGCGCCUAUUUCUUCAUCACCUUGAUCGCGCGCUCGAUGGCGGACGCACACCGCUGGCACUCGUAUACAUUUCUGGCGAUGAGGAUGUUGUAGAUGUUGAGGAGAUAGAUGCCGAGGGAGACGAUGCCGAGGACGCGGUGGAUGAGGAGGCCUUGGGGACGAAACCGGACCAGGUCAACGCGGCGAACCCUGCGCAGGCGACUACACAGAAGAUCGAGUCUGCCCAGGCUUCAAGUUCAAGCACAGGCGAAGAUCCUCCAGCCUACAUCUGCUUCUUCGUGGAUACGCGCUCGGCGCCUACGAGUGCCGCGAAGCUGUCAAACGUGCCCGUGCCGCCGGCUUUCGCGCGCGUACAAGAGCUUCUCGGCGUGAAGACUGAUGCCGAAGCUUCGGGUGCGGAGGGCGGUGUUGAGCGCCUAUUCGUCCCUCGUGCCCGAGUGUACGCAUACGACGUCGCUGGGAUCUUGGUGGACCAUCUACCCCCGGACGCGUGA